CAGACCAUAGAGCCGAGCGCCAGAGCGGCCGACUCAGCUGGAGGCUAGAGCGACCCUGGAGAUUGCGUUGCCGUGCUGGUUUCCAGGCAACUGUAGUAAACAGACAGUGCGCGGCGCCCAGCGCGGCCGGAGGCCCAGGCACUGAAUGGCUCAGCUGCAACUGGCUGUGUGUCCACCUGUGGAUUCUAUGGUGGCAGCUCCCAGUCUUCCAUUAACAGGGCAGAAGAGAUACCAUCCCAAGACCCUUGGGCACCAGUCCCGGCUAGAACACCUGAAGAACAACUUCCAGCAGCAGCUCUUGCGUGACAAGGAGGAGAAACUGAAGGAUCUUUGCAUCUGCAAAAGCCGGAGUUAUUCCUGCUCUCUCUCUUCUGGGAGCAGCCAGCAGGACUCUGGACAGGGAGGCUUCUACUCUGCUGGACCCCAUAGCAGGUAUCUCACCAGCCAGACCAGUACUUUGCCCUCCAAGCAGGCAGCCAGACGGCGAGAAGGGGUGGACCGGUCCUACCCUCUGAAACCAGUCUUUCACCGCAAAGCUGAGAGUGUUCCAGUGGUCAGCACAAGUCAGCUCAGGAGCUCGCCACCCAUGGCUGAAUCUCCCAGCAAUAGCUCUAGCUCUAGCUCAAAGAAGAGAGGGAAGUUGCCCGCAGCCAGGGCCCAGCCAGCUGUAUUGCCAUCUUCUUUGGCAGCAGAGCAGCGUAAGCAGUCAGCCACCCAUCCAAGCAGGGCAGAGUUGGGUUACAUCCAAAGGCUGGAGGCAGCUGGGCAGAGCCUGGAGGAGGAGAUCCGGAGGAAAGAGGCCCUCCUCAGAGAGAAGCUGAGGAGAACAGAGGAGGAACUCAGGAGGAUCCAGAGAGAGAAGCAGCAGGUGGAGGUGGAAGAGAGAAAGGAGAGAGAGGGUCUGAGGAUGCAAGAGAAGAAAGCAGCAGGGCUUUCUGGGGGGAACAUUUUCAGGGCUACAGCCAGGCCCAGUGAGGGGGACUGUGGUUGGGAGCAGUCUCCAGAGGGUGCCAUGCCCAUGCCAAACAAUACCCACCUUCCCUAUGUGCAGGGCAUAGAAAGACUCAAGAAGGGGCGGCUGGUGGCCAGCAACAGCAAAAUUCAAGAGCACAUGGCUUUGGAGAGCAUGGCCUCCUGUUCAAAGUUGGUCAUGAAACACAGCCAGGAUCCACCUGCAGCAGCCCCCUCAGAACAAGACCCUGCAGCAGAACUGUUACAUUCACAGGAUCCCAUUGGCAGGGAGCAGGGGGAACUAGGAGAAUGUGGCUUCUGUGGGCGUAGGUUUCUCCAUCUCCGGCUGGAGAAGCACAUGAAUGUUUGCAGCAAGAGCCAAGGCUCCAAGAGGAAAGUAUUUGACUCAAGCAUGGCGAGAGCCAGGGGAACCGAGCUGGAGCAAUAUCAGCACUGGAAGGGCAAAAACCCCACCCAGAAUGAGCCACCCAAGAACAACUGGAGACAAAAGCAUGAGUCUUUCAUCCGGACCCUGCGCCAGGCCCGUGAGAUACAGCAUGUGAUCUCCAAAGGGGGGAAGCUCUCAGACCUGCCCCCACUGCCCCCUGUAGAGAACCCAGACUAUAUCUCCUGCCCCCACUGCAACCGCCGCUUUGCACCCAAGGUGGCCGAGAGACAUAUUCCCAAGUGCAAGACCAUCAAGAACCGACCCCCCCCACCACCACAAAGGAGACGUUAAGGAUGACACACUGCAGUGAAUCCCAGCUCUCUUUCUCUCUCAAACUGUCUAGAGGAAGCUUUGUGUCCUCACCAUCCCCCAAGCAGGCUGCUAACUUUUGAGAUAUCCCCAUGUAAAGUGAGUAAGGAGCUCAGGCCCCAUGAACAGAACACUAAAGUGCUUGUACUUUGAGCUGCAGCCAGUGGUUCCUGAGUGUUUGCAGAUAGGUCCGUGAGAGUUUAGGCCACUACCCUACUGCUGCUGGUUCCCAUCCCUUCCCCUUCUACAGCUCUUCACAAGGAGUUCAAGUUCUCUUGAUUGAAGAGAUUGCUGGGUCUUGGUGUGAGUGGGAGGAGAUUACCAUGAUGUCCCUUGUGUAAGGAAUGGGGUUGUUGGUGGGACAGCAGCAAGGGAAGAACCACCAUGGGUGGCUGGUCCUCAGAAACAUGAUUAGCUGCUAUGGGCAGGUGGUGGGGAUGGAAGGCUGAGGGCUCUUUCCUCUGACAUGUAGUAGGACAGUGUGGGGCAGAGGUCAUCCAGAGCUCACAGAUGGAAAGAAGCCCUUUAGUUAGGCACCAACAAUGUGCUCAGCCUUGAAACAGCCACACAAAAAUACCCCUAUGCUGCUGAGAUCAAACUGAUAUUUGUAUGUUAGCACCCUGACUGUGUUGAAGGAAGCACCUGUCUGCAGAACAGCUGGGGAGUGGGCUAGAAUUCUACUGCUGUUUAGCUGCAGAUGCUGGCACAUGAAAGCCCCCAAAGAUCAACUCUCCAGCUUCAUCUGCCAAGCCUGUGUGUGGCGAUCUCUGGGAAGAAGGGGUGGGAGAGAGUUCUCAGCUCCUGCAGUGAGAGGCCUUGUGUGGGAUGAUACAGUAGUUUGGAUAAGUCAGGAAAGGUGGUUUCUUUGCAGAGAGGGGGAAGACAAGACAUUAGCAUGUUGGAACAAUGUACAAACUACAGCUUUCCUUCCCUCUGUUUCUAACAGCCCCUGGAGGCAGAAUCCAGAACUGCUUCCCUCUCUCAGCUGCCUUUUUGUGCUCAGUCCUGUUUAUUUUCUGCAUUGGUUUUGAGCUGAACAAUGAAAAACGGAGCAGGCAGGCUCAUUCCAUGCUUCUCCUGCAAUAGCUCACAGGAGGAUUUAUUUAACUUGUUUCCACAGGAAUUCAUGAAAAUCCUGGGACUGUUUCUAUUGGACUUUGGGUCAGUAACAUUUUGCUUUUCAACAUCCAAAAACCUUAAUUUUGUGCCAUGUUUGACAUAGCAUCUCUUUCAUCAGAAGAGCAGAUUGGGGAGGAGGACCCAUAAAAUGCUGCUUCAGCACAAGAAUUCCUUGGGGCAGAAGGCUUGCAGAGGGGCCUCAUCGUAGCAGAGAAGCUAUGCACGACCAGCCACUUACUGAGUAUUUGGAGAGGCACCUUUCAGCCCAAGUUCCAGCAUCAGUUCCAGCAUCAACUGUGGAAUGGUAAAGACUCCUAGAGCUGGGUCAGGGCCUUUAGGCAACAGGGUGACUGUUACAAAGGGAUUACUUACCAGGUGCACAAACUUGGACUCAGCUGCAAGGUUCUUUCCAGCCUCAGUUUUCCAUGGAGAGCAUCCAGGCUGGCAGAUGUCUUUAGGCCCCAUGUAAGUAGCAGGUUGUUCAAUACUAACGAAGUCCUAGCAGGUGGGUCACAAGCAGUGUAGGGAUACCAAUGGAAGAACAAGUAAUUCACGAGAGGAGAAAAUGAACAAAAAAAAGCCCAGUAGCUUUUUCUUCAAGGCCCACGGUGAUCCUGCCCCAACUCAGCACAGCCUGGGGAAGAUACACGGGCCAGAUUUAACUAGGCUUAGUCAGAGGCUGGAUAUGUGGAAAUAGUCCUUGAUUGUGAGGUGUGUAAUAGUCUCCCAAGGAAGUAGGAGACCUCCUGUCCCCAAGAUAAGUGAGCAAAGCCCCCUCCCUUGGGACACUAGGGUAGUUCUCAAAGACCCCAAUUAGGGUUAAAGCUGCAUGGUGCUGGGCACUGUACAAGUAUUGAAGAGCUUACAGCCUAGGAAGAAAUAUUAAAAUCCAGACACGGGGUCUGAAAUGGGUUCAACAUACAUGCAGAGUGAUCAUGGGAGGCUGGGCACACGGCUUAGUAACUCCAUUUCUGGUUUUAUUAUUAUGGGGUAGCAGUGAGGUCACAGGAAGGCAGGAGAGGAGUAAAUAGCAAGAAAAUGGGAAAGGGGGGAGAGUGGAAAUUCAUCUGAACUGAUGGAUAAAUGAAUGUUUAAAAUGAACUAAACAUGAAACAAGUUUAAGAAAAUCAGUACAGUAAGCCCUGUGAUGUGUUUAUAUUUAUUAAAUCCAAUUUUACACCGUCCUCACCCUGUUCUCAAUGUGCCAAAGGCUGUUGGUGUCAGCAAUGCUGAUCUGCAUCACAGAAGUCAGCAGGGGAAGUUGGUGAGGACAAUGGAGCUUUUAGCUCUUGGGAAGUUGUGGGAGGCAGUUUGGGAUUGUGGGAUAAACACAUUCACUGCAAAUUUCUGCUAAAAUAAUGAGCAGAUUAAAUAGCUAAUGUUGACAUUGAAGUUGUAAGUCAAAUUGUCUGCUAGGGUUACACUACUGAAGUCAAUGAAAUUAUGCCAGGAGAUAAUUGGCUUGCCAUCUUUAUGUUUCAGAGUCAACAAUGGGCAGUUCACUGCUCUUGUUGAGCUAUUGUUUCAGUUCAUCUGCAGACUCAGGCAGGCACACCGACACCACAGAAUACAGGAGGCCCUGAUUAAAACCUCCAGAGAAGUAAGGGAGAAUCAGAGUUUUUAUGUUCUCUGUUUGUACAGCACCCAGCACAAUGGGACCUUGAUCCAUGACUGAUGCUCUGGUAAUGCAAAUAUAUCAUCAGAACAGGCAGCAGUGCCGCUUAUUAAAACUGCUGAAUAGGUGACUGUGGGAGACUUAACACUCCAGUAAAAGCUGUUCUAAGAGAACCAGGAUUUUGUUCCGUUGGAGCCCAUCUCUUCCUGCUGCUCAUACCCCACGUGGUACCACUGGAGCUGUGGUAAAAACGGUAUCCUCAUCAGGAAAAGAAGCAGCAUCAAGAGAUCAGGUCUCUCGUGGAACACACAGCCUCUUUUCAUGUAGAUGUCCCUCGUAAUGCAAAACUUGCCACUUUUUCACAGCAAUAAACCUUCCCCUAAGCUGAGUGCGUGCACACUUUCCCCACACCUCUUGGUGAAAUGAGAACACAGGAGACCCUGCUCCAACAGGAACCUGCCCUGACUCAAUAUUCUGCCUGGAGGAGAGGUGGGAAUAUGCAGAGAGACAGGACGCACUGGAGAAUUAGUUUAAACAUUUAUUUAAACAAACUACAAACCACUCCAUUCUUUAUUCUUUCAAAGAAAGACAAUGACAAACUAGUUAUUCUGCCAGUGUCAGAGCAGGCAUAAGUCGUGUUCCACUAUAACAACUCAAUAGCAAAACUAGCAAAAGACUGACAUGUGGGAGCUAGCAAUGCAAAUAGGGGAGAAGUAGAAAGGGUUUUGAAACUGUUCAAAGGCACUUCUGCCCACUUGCCCUUCACUUUCCAUCCCAAAACAUGGUGCUGGGUUUAAACUGCUUUUUUGGUUGCAUAGCUAGCUGGUGUGAAAAUCAGUGGUCUUUAAUAGGCACAACUUGGAUAGCAUGAAUCCUCUAAGGCACAUAUGUGGUUGUGGAGCACAGGACACCCUCUGCCAGGGAUCUGAAUCCUCUACUAGAUCCCAAGGGGAAUCCAGUCUUCCCAACUGCAAAGCAUUGAGAAAUGAGGAUAGCAGUGCACUGCAGAAGAGCGACUCCCAUCAGCUUGGUGCUCGCUUAUUGGACAUGGCUUAGGCUUAGCACCUCACUCCUUCUCAAAGCCACUGCUGCAACAUGACAGACUCCAUCUCCACUGCAGCAACAGAAUUCUUAUGCUGAAACUCCUAACCUGAGAACUAGCUCCAAUGCAUAUGGGAGAAGAGAGGGCACUGUCCCCAACAGUAACCAAGCAACCCUUGAACUCCUGGCAUUCAAGACCCUACAUUGGGGCUGUCUCCCUCCUUCCCUCCCUACAAUGAUAAGGACAGCCAGACUGAGGUCUAACUGCCCAGGUUGCUGCCCAGAACAGACUGCAUUUGAUUCAGCUCUAGAAUACUACAGUGAUAGGCACUAGAGAAGAUCCUAAAAGACAGGACGCUUUGGCAUCUGUCCCCAGACAGAGGAUUUCAUCAAGAAAAAUGUUAGCACCCUUAAACAGUCCCCACAAGGGAAGAAAAGUCUAAGGCAGGUGAAACAGCUCUCAUUGAAAGAUUCAAGGCAACACUAGAGACACCCUGGUGAUGGGGACAGUUUUAGGGAUAAUGAAAUCACAGUCCCACCCCACUGCACGGGAGGAGAGGACUCUGCUCCCUUGAAGCCCCACCUUGGGGAAGGGGUGAGGGACUAGCUUCCCUCUAGAGGCCCUUCCCAACCCAAAAAUCCACCCCAAGUCAAUUAGCUAAACAAUUUAGAAAAAUCUAUCUCAUUCCCUACUAGAGAUAUGGGAAAGUCCCAAGUGUCAGGCCACUUCAAGUUCCUUGGGGGAGAGAACCUGGUGCAGCUAGAGAAGGGGUGAGCUUUAGACUGAGGCCUAACCAUAUACUGCCCUUGGGAAAGAUACAUUCUGUGUGCACUGCAGUAGAGACCCAUGCUGAGAGGGCAGCUGUGCUCCCACUUUGUCAAAACAACGGAGGGGGAAAAAAUACUGACGAUGCUGACACCAGCAUAGAGACUGUGUGCCAGCCUAUUGUGAGGGAUAAGUAGAAGCAAAGCCAGGAGCAGCAAUGGACUCGCUCUGAGAAACCAGACAUGACAAGAGGAGCUCUGGCGCCCAAAACUAUCUGAACAGAUGGAGUAAUGAGUGUGCAACAGCCUGAGAUCCAGAUACACCUUUUCUGGUUAGGAAGCAGCUGGUCUGAACUCAACAACCCUAUCUCAAGCAGUUCCCUCUGCUACAACUGGAAACUACAUCCAAUUCUCCUGUUUGUGCAGUGCUUGGAGGGUGAAAAGCACUAGCUGAGUGCUAGGCCCUCAGAAUAAAGCAUUUAAACUUCACCUGUAGGACUAGGGCACACAGCUGUAUGGCCAAAGCCUGCAUCUCAAGUCAGGGGCAUGCUUUCUAUCACCAUCUCCCCACUGCCUCCAGAGUAAAACACAUUCAAAGCUCUGUUUGCCCGUAAGCAGGAUGGAGCUGUCCCACGGGCUAGGGCCCUGUCCAUUGCCAUAAUGGCUGGGAGCAGCUCAGAGUUCACCGCUCUAAAGUGAAGGUGGGGAGUUAGGGUUCAGCCAAUUUCCGUUCUCAAUGGUUCUCUCUCUCUCUCUCUCUCAUCUAGAGGUGCAGUGACUAAUGCUGGGGUCCCAAGGGCAGCUCUCAGGAA
This is a messenger RNA of Chrysemys picta bellii (western painted turtle), 7060 nucleotides long. RefSeq names its product zinc finger C2HC-type containing 1C (gene ZC2HC1C). The record is from RefSeq and is a predicted model, not a curated record. NCBI's taxonomy places the organism in Eukaryota, Metazoa, Chordata, Testudines, Emydidae.